UGCCACCAUGAUUGCCGGCUCCAGUUUUUCUUCCAUCCUCCCGCGUCCAUCGUCGCCCCCGUUCGUUUCCUCUCGCGUCUCGUUUUGCUCGUGGCGUCGUGUGCGUGCCCUUGCUUUGUUGCCUUGCGCUCGGCCUCAUCGUAGACAGGCCGGGGGAAUCUUUUUACGCCCCUACCUCAGGUCACAGGCAGGCAGGCGAGGUGAGUGUGAAACUGAGAACGCAAACACGCGUCCGUUCCUUUCUCCUCCUCCUACCUUCCCCGCCGCUGCGCCUCUCUCUUCCUUCGCUGCCGCUGUUUUUCCACUGUUGGUUCGUUGGGGUGGGGUGGGUGGGUUUGCCUGAAAAGAUCGUCCGGGGAAAAGGUUUCCUCUUCCGGGCUUCACGUAGGUGAGCAUCGGCUUCUUCCUUUCACUGAUCCAAGUCCAACUGCGACCUCCACCCACCAACCAACUCCGCUGCUGCCGCUCUCUUUGGCGCUACGCCGCUGGCUCUUUUCUGCUUCGUCCUAGUUCGCUUUCCUCCUCUGCUCCCAUGUUUCCUCGCCGCGCGCCUCUCUAAAGGUUUCGUUUCGCCGGCGCCAGAAACCAAAAGGAGUGCCGUUUUCUGGGGUUGAGCGAGGCCUUUUGGCUUUCUCGUCCCCGCAGGCAGGUAGGGCUGGUCGUCACGCCAUGGGGCGCGCCAUGAGGUGGCUCAAGAAGGUGCUCACCGGCGGCAAGAAGGAAGGGAGCAAGGACCAGAGCACCGCGGCGCCGCCGAUCGAGAGGAGGAGGUGGAGCUUCGCCAAGGCGAGGAGCAGCGUCGCCGACGCCAGCCGGAGGCCUUCCGUCACCGCCGUCGUCGCCGGCGAGCUCUCCCAGUCGAGGCCGUGCGGCUGCGGCGAGGCGGGCGCGGCCGUCUUGAUCCAGAAGGCCUUCAGAGGCUACCUGGCCAGGAAGGCUCUCCGCGCUCUGAAAUCGCUGGUGAAGCUGCAAGCCCUGGUGCGCGGCUACCUGGUGAGGAAGCAGGCGGCCACGACGCUGCACCGGCUGCAGGCGCUCAUGAGGCUGCAGGCCUCCUCGCACGCCCUCAAGAACCUCUCGUCCCGGAGGUCCAUCGAGCAGGAGCGGAAGGCGUCGCUGCCGGUGGCGCACCGCCGGCGGCUGUCGGAGGGGGGUGCCGGGGACGCCGGGUUCGACCGCAGCCCUCGGAUCGUGGAGAUGGACACGUGCCAGCUGCGUUGCCGGUCGUCCCGGAUCGCUGGCCGGUACGCGGCCGACCCGCAGGCGCCGCCGCCGUCGUCGCCGCUCGCCUACUUGUGCAAGCCGCCGUCGCGCCUGCAGCUGCGGGAGCUGGAGCCGCGGCAGCCCAAGACGACCCAGAACACGCCCCGCCUCCCGGCCGUCGUGCCCAGCGGCUCGCCGGCGAAAGGCCGGCCGUCGUGCGGCGGCGGGGGCGGGCGGGAGUCGAGCAGCCCGCGGUACAUGGCGGACACGGCCUCCUCCGUGGCGAGGGGGCGGUGCCAGAGCGCGCCGAGGCAGCGGCACGGCCACAAUGGCGCCGCUGCGCCGGGCCUGCCGCGCGCCGGGUCGAGGAAGGCGGCGCCGCAGUCGCAGGACAGCUUCAGCUUCAAGAGCUCGGAGGCCACCAGCCGCGUGGAGGACUACUCCGAGAUGAGCGACGAGGUCACCAGAGACUACUACCUCGACCAGCUCUGGUGAUCGUCCGGUCGCCCACUUGAUUAGGGGAAGGAGCCUUUAACAUCAUCAUGGGUACAUAUCAGUAGUAGCAGCAGUCUUUAGGAUUAACAUCGAAAUGCUUGGUAGUUCAUGGCACAAAGUAUGGUCGUCGUCGUCGUCGUCAUCAUCCAACAUCAUCAUGGAUGAUGGGGUAACCGCCAUUGUAGCUCGCCGGAGCAUGGCAAAGAGAAGGGAAUAAAAUCCGUUCUGCUCCCCCGAAACCAUUUGGGGAAAAA
Messenger RNA from Hordeum vulgare subsp. vulgare (domesticated barley), 1952 nucleotides. RefSeq names its product protein IQ-domain 26-like. The coding region runs from base 670 to 1698 and encodes 342 amino acids. Gene Ontology annotation, molecular function: protein binding. The transcript is spliced from 4 exons. NCBI's taxonomy places the organism in Eukaryota, Viridiplantae, Streptophyta, Magnoliopsida, Poales, Poaceae. The record is from RefSeq and is a predicted model, not a curated record.